AUGCCGGCUGAACUUAUGGAGAACGGAAAGCUUGAGAACAACGGCCAUCAAGAGAAGCCUCUUCACGAGCUUCUUACUUCGUCCCUGGUAGAUAUCUGUGUUGGCCAAGACUCCACACGCUGGUCUUUACACGAGAGACUCCUGUGCUACCACUCUCCGUUCUUCUCGUCCAUCUUUUACGGAGAUGCCAAGAAUGAAGAGAAGACACCCCGGGAAAAGAAGACCUAUAACCUCCCCGAGGAGGACGACUAUCCGUUUGAGCUUCUAGUGGGCUGGUUGUACUCCAAAUCCCUCCACACACCAAAGACAGAGAAGGACAUCGGCCCUUUGCUUGACUUGUAUCUGCUUUCGGAGAAACUGCAAAUCAAGCAGCUCAGCAUUGACGCCGUCGAAGCAGUCAGGGAAUACUACCACAGCACUUCCACAUAUCCCGGCCUCCGCAGGGUUCAGUACAUCUAUGCCGAAACGGAAGAAGACAACGAGAUGCGCGAAAUGAUGGUGUCGUCGGUCGCGCGCCAAUUAACCAUCGGCGACAAGAUCCCCGCACACUGGGCGACGGCUCUCAAGCGCAACGGACAACUGGCCGUCGACAUUAUCCGCGCGAUUCAGCAAUGGCACAUUGAAGAACGCAGCAUUCCGGAUGUCCGUGACGGCAGUCGGAUCAGGGGCCGACUUCUCAACGGCGGUGCAUUCAGCGCGGUCGAGCGGGUCGGCAACUCGCGGGAAACAGACGACACCAUCGACACAAACAUGGGAGUCGAGAGUUUGAAUAGUGGACCGAGUGAUGCACCGAACGUCAAGAGCGACGCUGAAGAGUAA
Molecule: messenger RNA, 819 nt
Organism: Cladophialophora psammophila CBS 110553
Lineage: Eukaryota; Fungi; Ascomycota; Eurotiomycetes; Chaetothyriales; Herpotrichiellaceae
Exons: 2
Coding region: 1-819 (272 amino acids)
Molecular function (GO): protein binding
Source: RefSeq, a predicted model, not a curated record